Engraulis encrasicolus (European anchovy) is the source of this 400-nucleotide messenger RNA. Its product is annotated as Fanconi anemia group I protein-like. The record is from RefSeq and is a predicted model, not a curated record. The transcript is spliced from 3 exons. Gene Ontology annotation, molecular function: DNA polymerase binding. The annotation marks the transcript as partial. NCBI's taxonomy places the organism in Eukaryota, Metazoa, Chordata, Actinopteri, Clupeiformes, Engraulidae. Gene Ontology annotation, biological process: DNA repair.
UGUGUUCGGUUGGGACCAUGUGACCCAGGGCUUGGUCCAAUUGGGCUUCAUCCUGAUGGACGCCUUUGGGCCAAAGGCGGGGCCAUUUGGACGGGUAGCAGACGGAGGCAGCUCAUUGGCUAAGAGCCCCACACAGCUGGCCUGUCAACUCGGCGGACAGAUACUCCUGGAGGGGUUUAAGAUGCAUGAGCAGAUCAGAGGGGAGAUCCUGGAGCAGGUGCUGAACAGGCUCGUUACCAAGACGGCCUCUCCUGUCACACACUUCAUUGACCUGCUGUCGAGCAUGGUGACGUCCGCUCCCAUGGUCCUCCUGGAGUCAUCGUCUAAAGUGAUCGCCACCUUUGACCAGCUGUCCUUCCUGCCCCUCAGCACUGUGGAGGGACUACUCAAGGCUGUACAG